AUGACUUGCAGUUCUCGAAUACUAUUACCAUUUGCAUUAUGGCCUGAAAAUCCACCAUCAUUAUCAAUAUCGUCAUUAUUUAUAAAUUUAGCAAGUAAUGAUCUUAUAACGGGCACCAAUGAUGGUUUUAUCGUUUGUUGGAAAAUUGUACCUGAUCAUCAAAAAAUUAUUCCAAGGUUAAUGUUAAUUGGUCAUACGGAUCAAAUUUCAUUCAUAGUCGCUUCAAUGUCAAUACAUAAACUCGAACACUUUGUUAGUAUUUCAGAUAAUGAUGGUGAAAUUAAAUUAUGGAAUAAUGAAGAUGGUCGUUGUAUUGAACAUAUAGGAACUAAUCUUAAACAUCGCUGUGUGCAAUGUUUCUAUUAUCAAUUAACAAAUGAAAGUUUCCUUAUGUGUUCUGGUUGUUAUUCAGAAAUACUUAUCUAUGAUAUGUAUACACUUGAAAUUAAAUUUACUCUUACAACAUCAAAUGUUAAUGCAGAUUGGAUAUCAACAUUUUUUGUUUUCCAAAAAAUAAAUGUUCCAGAAAAUAUCAUGGUUAUUGGAUUGCUUGAUGGUGGUUGUGUUAAAUCAUGGACAUUUGAUCCUCGUACAGCCACUUCAAAUACAGUUAUUGAAAGUACAAAUAUAGGAAAUAAUAAUAAUAAUAUUCUACCAAUUGAUAUUAAAGAACAUGAAAGUAAAGAAAUUCGAACAUCAUUUGGUUCAAUUAUUGUACCUUGUGAUGAAUGUCAAAGAAUGAUACUUAUUGUUCAUUGCCAUGGUUGGCAAGUAAGUGAUGAUUUUUGUUUAUGUUCAUAUACAACGAAUGAAAAGGAUAUUGUCAAAAAAGAACAUUGGAUAAAUGGAUAUUUCCCAACAUCAGGUUUAGUUAUCCUCUUUUCUGCUCGAGGUUACGGACAUAUAUUUCGUCUUCCAGAAAAUGCAAUAUUUCUGAAUCCAAAAUACCGUUCACUACAUAAUAAAACUGAUAUGCAAUUACCGCAAUGGCUAUGUAGAUUAAGUGUUGGAAAUGAAUUACAACUUGCUCGAACACCUAUUUAUUCUUGUCAUACAAUAUUAAACCACUGUCAAAUUUAUCGAGCUGAUUCUUCUGGUCAAAUAUCUGUUUGGCAUAUAAAUCUAAAAGAAUUUUCAACAAAUACUGAUCUUCUUCCAAUAAGUUCAAUUUCUUAUCAAAAUGUUUGGUCACAUGCAUUAACGAAUAUUCGUACAAUACGAACAAUUUUCAAUAAAAUAUUACCAAAUAAAAUCAAUAAAUUAACUGCAUCAUAUCACUUAAUAACCAUGGAUCGUCUUGCAUUUGGUACUGAUAAUGGGAAAAUUUAUAUUAUACCAGCAUUAAAACUUAUUUCGAGUCUUUUUUUAAAUAAUGAUCAACAUGAAGAAAAUUUUGAUAUUCAAACACUUGUUGGUCAUAAACAACUAAUAACAUGUUUAGUUCAUCCACAUAGUGAAUAUUCACAUUAUGAUAUUCAACAUUUAGUUAGCGGUAGUUUGGAUCAUUCAAUACGUUUAUGGGAUUUAUCAACAAACACACAGUUGCAUGUGUUUACUGAACAUUUCGGUUCAAUUCUUAUGCUUCACGUUCCACCACCUAUGCUUAAUAUUAAAGUACAAUAUUGUGUAUGUGCAAUAGCUAAUGAUCAUAGUGUUUCAUUAAUAAGUUUACGAGAACGUAAAUUAAUUCUAUUAGCUAAUCGACAAUUAUAUCCUGUUGUUGGACUUCGUUGGAGAAUAAAUGAUGAAUUUUUACUUAUAAAAUGUUCCGAUGGUAGUUUAUUUAUUUGGCAAAUUGAAACAGGAAAACUUGAUCGUGUUGAAUAUGGAAUAUUAGCUGAAGAAUUAUUUGAAUGGUAUAAUGAUCCAAAAAUACUUAGUGCAAAUAUUGAUCUUCAAAAUGAUCCAUUAUCAACAGCAAUGGUAUCUUCAUAUUAUAUUCAAAUAAGAUCAACUGGAAAACAAAAAGAUUAUGAUCAAAUUAAAAAAUUAACUAGAAGAUUCGGUACUCCACGUUAUGAUUUAAUGGGUAUAUCAUCGUUUAAACGUUCACAAUAUCGUUUACCAAUUGUAAUUCAAAAAUUUCAUACAAAUAUAGGUGAUGAUUUGGGUUUACUUAUUUUUUUCGAUUUACUACAAUUAAUUAAACAUAUUGAAUUAGCAAAUAAAAUUACUCGUUCACAAUCUGAUCAAAUAUUAACAUCAUUAAUAAAUUUAUCAAAUUUACUAGUUUCAUUAAUUCAUCCAUGGUAUUUUGAUAAAAAUAUUGAUCAUAUAGGUCAAGAACGUCUUCGUUUUAAUCAUGUUUAUCGAUUUAUAUCUUAUGGUAUAUUAAGUAAAAAUGAACAUUUAGCUAUUGUUUUACCCACAUGGCAACAAUAUUUAAAUGAUUAUGCAUCUGAAACAUUUUUACCGAAUCUGGCUGCAUUUAUUCCAUCUGCUGAAACUCAAAUAGAUAAUGAUGAAACAUUAAAAUAG
Rotaria sp. Silwood1 is the source of this 2478-nucleotide messenger RNA. The record is from the annotation of a GenBank genome assembly. NCBI's taxonomy places the organism in Eukaryota, Metazoa, Rotifera, Eurotatoria, Philodinida, Philodinidae.